AUGGCAUCGUGGCUCCAGAUCCCCAAGAACUCGCCGUUCUCUUUGGCCAACAUCCCGUUCGGCAUCAUCUCGGCGCAGUCCGCCUCGCGCUCACACCUGGGCGUCUUCAGCCAGCCUACGCUGAAUGCCUUUGCCGCCUUGGGUCGCCCUGUCCACCGACAAGUGCGCGAGUAUCUACAGAACAUUCUCAAAGCCGACACCUCGUACCCGCAGGUGUUGAAGGAAAAUGCAUCGCUGCAGAAGUCAGUACUGCUGCCCCUGUCGCAGGUGACGAACCAUGUUCCAAUGCAGAUCGGUGACUACACUGAUUUCUACGCCGGGUUGAACCACGCCUACAAUGUUGGAGUGCUGUUCCGCGGACCGGAGAACGCGUUGCAGCCAAACUACAAGCAUUUGCCCGUGGCUUAUCAUGGCCGAGCCUCGUCAGUCGUGCCAUCCGGCACGGGCCUGCAUCGGCCAAACGGUCAAAUCCUGACCAACCCGACUGCCAACCCCAAAGUGCCCGCCUUCUCCCCUUGCAAGAAACUCGACAUCGAGCUGGAGCUUGCUGCCUUCAUCAGCACGCCCAAUGACCUCGGCACACCUGUCCCAAUUGAUGAGGCCGAGGACCACAUUUUCGGGUUGGUGCUGAUGAACGACUGGUCCGCACGCGACAUCCAGGCCUGGGAGUAUGUCCCGCUGGGCCCCUUCAACGCAAAGAACUUCGGCACGACCAUUACCCCGUGGGUUGUGCUGAUUGACGCCCUUGAGCCCUUCCGCACCGAGGGUCUGGAGCCCGGCAACCGCGAAUCUCUGCUCCCGUAUCUGCGCGAGAAACGCGCCGCCAAUGCCUACGAGAUCCCACUCGAUGUCGAGAUCACCAACCAGGGCGGCAAGCCCACUCAGAUCUCGCGCAGCAAUGCUCGCAACCUGCUGUAUUCUUUCUCACAAAUGGUUGCCCAUCACACUAUCACUGGCUGCAAUUUGAACACUGGUGAUUUGCUGGGUUCUGGUACCAUUUCUGGUACGGAGCCUCACACUGAGGGUAGCUUGCUGGAGCAGACUAACGGGAAAAACCCGCUGAAGUUGGCCGAUGGCUCGGAGCGACUUUUCCUCGAGGACGGCGACACGGUUGUGCUGCGCGGUAUGGCUGGUACUGAAGGGAACUAUGUCGGCUUCGGAGAUUGUGUCGGGACUAUCCUGCCUGCUCAUCCGCUGCCAUAA
Messenger RNA from Penicillium alfredii, 1203 nucleotides. It is a transcript of the gene fahA, whose product is annotated as fumarylacetoacetate hydrolase FahA. Gene Ontology annotation, molecular function: fumarylacetoacetase activity. The coding region runs from base 1 to 1203 and encodes 400 amino acids. The transcript is spliced from 2 exons. Gene Ontology annotation, biological process: homogentisate catabolic process; L-tyrosine catabolic process; L-phenylalanine catabolic process. NCBI's taxonomy places the organism in Eukaryota, Fungi, Ascomycota, Eurotiomycetes, Eurotiales, Aspergillaceae. The record is from RefSeq and is a predicted model, not a curated record.